This is a messenger RNA of Pygocentrus nattereri (red-bellied piranha), 2938 nucleotides long. Its product is annotated as transmembrane protein 43. The transcript is spliced from 12 exons. Lineage: Eukaryota; Metazoa; Chordata; Actinopteri; Characiformes; Serrasalmidae. The coding region runs from base 217 to 1419 and encodes 400 amino acids. Gene Ontology annotation, cellular component: nuclear inner membrane. Gene Ontology annotation, biological process: nuclear membrane organization. The record is from RefSeq and is a predicted model, not a curated record.
CAAGGCGUCGAAAGUGAGCUGGAACUGCUCGAGUUUCUUCCACUAAAACGGAUGUUGGCGUUUAAUAACCGACCGUUCGUGAAUUAUUAGAAAAGAACUGUGUUUAUUUUGCACUUAUUGCAUUUCUGACGUGAUCAGAAAGUGCGCGAGCGAGUUUGGAGUUUUCUCUUCCUCGAGCAGACUUCCUUUCUUUCUGGGCGUGUUCCAAAUCAAACCAUGUCGGUGCCAUUCUCAGGGACGGAGGGCCGGGACCAGCACUCCCGCAUACACAGCCGACCCAACCCGGGUUUUCUGGAGCGUCUGGGGGAAACGAUGGGGGGCAUGAUGGUGGGAGUGGGGCUGUUCUUCGUGUCCUUCUACGUGCUCUUCACUAAUGAGGGCAGGGCCAUCCGUACAGCGGCGUCUCUGGACGAGGGUCUCUCUCAGGUCCUCACUCUGCGCCCAGACAUGUACGUUGACCCCCAAAACGACAAUCGGCUUGUUCACCUGUCGGCCCCCCUGCGCACCUCUCAGCCUCUGUAUGAUCCGAACUAUAAAGUGGCGGUUCAGGCGGUGAAGCUGAAGAGGAAUGUGGAGAUGUAUCAGUGGGUGGAGUAUCAGGACUCACGGGAGUAUAAAGAAGGUGGUGAAACCAAAACAGAGACCACCUACACAUACAAUACUGAGUGGAAGUCUGAGGUCAUCAACAGCAGGAAUUUCGAUCAAGAAAUCGGCCACACGAAUCCCAGUGCGAUGGCGGUGGAGAGUGUGACCGUAGUAGCCCCCGAUGUUUGGGUUGGGUACUUUUUCCUCUCCAAAGGGCUGAUUGAUCAGAUUAAUAAUUUCCAAACACUGCAUCUGGGGGCGCUUCCUGUCACUGACCCUUUCCUCACCGUACAUGAAGAUUACUUCUACCACACUGCGAACCCCCGGAGACCAGAGGUUGGAGAUGUGCGUGUGAGUUUCUCUUACGCUGGGCUCAGUGGUGAAGGGUCUUUCCCUGGACCACCCCAAACAGUGAGUGUGGUGGCCAUGCAGAAGGAAGAGAGACUGAAGCCCUUUAAGACUCGAUCAGGAGACACUCUGGAGAUCCUGUACCUGGAGGAGCUCACCGCUGAGGAGGUCUUUGCUAAAGAGCAUAAGCUGAACGAUAUGAAGACGUGGGCUCUGAGGGCCGGUGGGUGGUUCCUCAUGUUCCUCGGCAUCAGUCUGACGACUCGCAUCAUCUACACACUGGUGGACUGGGUUCCUUUGCUGAGGGAUCUGGUAUCUGUGGGUUUGAAGCUGUUCGCUCUGUGUGUGUCCUGCUGUCUCUCUCUGCUCACCAUCGCUGCAGGUUGGCUGUUGUACCGCCCCCUGCUGGCCGGCCUGAUAGCAGCGCUCGCCCUUGUCCCCAUCCUCAUCGCACGCUCUCGAGCACCGGACAAAAAACACCAGUGACUACUUAAAAGAAGCCGGGUCAUUCCAUGAAUACUUAGCUGUAGAACCAGAGCCAUUUUAUGAGGAGUCUGACCGCUUCCUAUUUCCCUGAUUAUAUCAAAACCAGGACUGCAAAAUGCCAGACGGCGCCCACGACGAGUCCUCAAUGAAUGGGAGCAAAUGGAGCUAAACGGCUAAAAAUGAAAAAUAGCUUCUAAUCACCCAGAACGUUUAAUUUUAGACAGCAGAGGUUUGUAUUUCACUAAAACAGCAAAGAAAUCUUACCUGUAUGUUUCAUUUUUUUUUUACAAAACAGAACAUUAGUACUGCUGAUUGGCUGGUGAGCGGAGCAGCUCUCAUUGGCUGUUCAUGCUCAUACACGUCAUGAUCGUACUUGAGGCUCUGUUUUAAACUCCUAUAACUCGAGUUUAAAAGCUCUUAAAUAUUACAGCAGUGAUGAUGUGAUUUUGCUCUAAUGCUCCAUAUUAACCCAUUUAUUCAGGACUAGCUCGGGGGCGCCCUCUAGCGUUCGAGAAACCCGGAAGACAUCACAGAGUGGAAAUUCCCCUCACUAAGUUCUCUGGUGAAACUAAAGCUGAGAGGAAAGACGGUCCAUCAGGAAAGUCCUUUAGGUCUCCUCCGAUUGGACAGGCUUGACUUUCAGUUUCAGUUGUCCGGCUAACCAACAUUUCUUGCUUUGUGGAACGGCCCCCAGGUACGGUGGGCACUGCAGCCCAGCGGUUACAGCACUGCAGUGGAACACAGGUCACUUACAGAAGCACUUAUUUGUAUAUACACAGAAAAAAACUGCACUCAAACAGUAUCGGAUUAUUAGAAAUGGACUAAAAUUAAGUGUUUUUUUUCUCCAUCUUCCUAUAAAAGUUUACGAAGACAUUUUGUCAUUGACUCUCUGUACAUAUACGUUGGAAAUACUGUGCAGCCAGGAAAACUGUUUUAAACCAUUUAUCUGGGCAGUAGGUGUGUUUUUGGCAGUAAAACACUGAAUAAAAUUAUAAUAAAUAUUUUAAAAAAUCAUAAGUACAGUAAUCAGAAUGUGUUAAGUUUUGAAUAUGUAGGUUAAAAGAACACAGGUUUGGUUCCUUCUGUCUCGUCACCUGGUUUCAUUUAAUAAAGGAUUGAUUGGAUGAACCAGGUACUGUUGGUUACUGUAAAUGCUGGACUUCCUCCAGAAGACCUUUGGAAGUUGUUGGUUUAGCUACACACAUCAAAUCACAAUGGAUUGCUUGUUUGUCUGUUUGUAUUUAUUGUUACGUUUGUGGGGUUUUUUCCGUUUUUUUUAUUCUUACUGCCCAGAUAAACAGCUCUACAGAUCAUUUUCUCUUUCCUAUAUCAUCUUCUGUGUACAUGUAAUACAGUGCAAAAGUCUUUGGCACAUCAGUGCAUUAUUUCAAACCAUUUAUCUGGACAGUAAAUGAGUUUUUGCUUGUUUUGCAACACAGACUAUUAGAAUAAACACAAACAUCAAUGCAGUAAAAAGUUACUAGACGUUUGAGGAAUAAAGUUUGAAGUUUUCUCAGCA